This is a messenger RNA of Aureobasidium namibiae CBS 147.97, 1011 nucleotides long. RefSeq lists its product as uncharacterized. The coding region runs from base 1 to 1011 and encodes 336 amino acids. NCBI's taxonomy places the organism in Eukaryota, Fungi, Ascomycota, Dothideomycetes, Dothideales, Saccotheciaceae. The transcript has a single exon. The record is from RefSeq and is a predicted model, not a curated record.
AUGGCUCCUCCAACCAAAAACCAUAUCAACUACUCCAGACCUUUUGAUCUGAGCAGAUCUGGCCAUUCCGACAACACAUCAUCCACGCAAGACAACAAGAUGGAAUUGUCUACCAACAAUCAGACAAACACAGCCUCGUCUUUGGCUCACAACAAGAACCACGAGAACACCAGCAAAACGAUGGCGAACCAAACCAACAAGGGCCCGAUCAUCGUCUCAUCUUCCAACCACAGCAACCAGAUCGCUUCAUAUCCACCUUUGCACCAGAUGAACAACUUCCACAUAACCUCAACUCUUCCGCGUCAGAGCCACCAUUCCAUUACUCCUACACCUCUGCGUCAGAACACCACUGCUGCUUCCUUGAGUCAGUUUGACAGCGGUAGUGGCGGGAGCAUUGCUUCUCCAAACACACCUUUGAUUCAGCACAAGACGAAUACAACGUUUUCAUACCAGACUAACCAUGAUGGUCCAUCUUCAUCUUUGCAUCGAACCGGUGGAGAGGGCAUCGGUGGUAGUGGCAAUGCAGGUGUAUCUUCAUCUCAGCACUUCAAACCAGCAAAUCCAACUCCCUAUCCUGCAAUCAAUAGCGCCUGGAACCAGAACAUCAUAGUUGGGAAUCACAAUCUCAAAUCACACCUGCCAUCUCAGUCGACGGACAAGCCAACCCGGCAAGCCAGAUCAAACCCCUCCUCACCCCAGAACAUGGACCAGGGAAACCACAGAUCGAUUCCUACUCCCAUAACCAACCGCAUCCCCAAUACCCAUGCCAAAAACCACAGCUCUCUCACCGACCUCCCCAAAAAGUCCACCAAACCUAGCCGUCCAACCGUAGACCCCCGCUACGAUCCCAAUCUCACACUAGCUCAACGUCUAGAAGCGUCCACUGAGUUACCUCUGGCUCCUUUUUCUGGAUACGAGUGGAAGAGUGAGAAUGAAUAUGUUAACAUGACGAGUUGGCAGCCUCCUGAUAGACAUUCAGAGGGGUGGAGACAGAGGGAUUCGGAGGGGUGA